CGAUACAUAUUAACAGGACAUAACAAUACGUCACUUCCGUCUUUUGACUGUUCAGCCCCGCCUCUUAUAGCCGCGGAUUUUUGAAAAUAACGUCUGUUGAGAGCCGAACCAUCAUGACGUCGAUCACUGAUCCAAACACCAGUGUCAGGUUCACCAAUGCAAUGGAGGAAAUUCACAACAAGCUGCUACAAACCUGUGGGGAGUUGGUGGAUACAACAACAGAGUUGUCUCAGGCCGAAAGUCAGUUUUUAAAGUUUGCACAUGAUACAUAUUUAAAGAAAUGUAAGGAUGAUGAGAUGUUGUUUGAGACAAUACAGGCAUUCAAGAAAGUCCUGAAACAGAAAAACGUGUUGUUAAAAGAGAAAAGUCAUGACAUUUCUGAAGUAGUAUCAGUGAUUCAGCAGAAGGAGAUGCAAAAAAAUGACAUUAUGCUUAAGAUAGAAAAGCUUACAGAGGAACAAGGAAGGAGAAAAGAAUUAAUAGAAGCUCAAAACAGAGCCAACAAAACAAGAUUGAGAAAUCUCCAGAAAGCCAGAGGAGUGUUUCAGGAGCAUUUGGGGCUGGAGAUACGAACAAUCUUUGGUAAAGGGCAGCUGAUGAAAGGAGACUAUUUGCAGUUUGUUUUCCGGAACAUCGACCCUAAGAAUCAGGACAGUGCUUACAUUGUCGUCAUGGGAAUUAAAGAAGACGGAUGUUACCAAAUUGUGUCCAGCGACCCUGUUCUUGAUUUGUUGCCCACCUUAGAAAGACGGCUUCAGGAGACCAAUAACAUGGCAGCAUUCCUGGCAAAUGUCAGAAAGGAGUUUGUCUCUCAUGCACGUGGCUAAGACGUAAAGGAUGAAAAGGACACAUAACCAUGUGUAAAGAGGCAGUUUGGAUUCAUUUUAACAAGUAGGAUGUUGAUUAAAAAUGUUCAUGUGGCGAUA
This is a messenger RNA of Cynoglossus semilaevis (tongue sole), 926 nucleotides long. It is a transcript of the gene spc25, whose product is annotated as SPC25 component of NDC80 kinetochore complex. Gene Ontology annotation, cellular component: Ndc80 complex. The record is from RefSeq and is a predicted model, not a curated record. Gene Ontology annotation, biological process: chromosome segregation. Lineage: Eukaryota; Metazoa; Chordata; Actinopteri; Pleuronectiformes; Cynoglossidae. The coding region runs from base 114 to 827 and encodes 237 amino acids. The transcript is spliced from 7 exons.